Penicillium vulpinum is the source of this 408-nucleotide messenger RNA. Its product is annotated as Cwf15/Cwc15 cell cycle control protein. The record is from RefSeq and is a predicted model, not a curated record. The coding region runs from base 1 to 408 and encodes 135 amino acids. The transcript has a single exon. NCBI's taxonomy places the organism in Eukaryota, Fungi, Ascomycota, Eurotiomycetes, Eurotiales, Aspergillaceae.
AUGCUAACACGACGGCAUUCUCUCUUUCGCAUAUCCGGGACUAAUAAGUUGGUAAAGGACCCCAAAGGCAAGAACAUCUCCUGGGUGACUGUGGAACUUCCUUCUAGUAUGAAUGCUAUGAGCACCGAUCAAAUGCUCUUGGAGUUUGUGAUUCGCGAGAUCAGGAGCUACCGUGCUCUCAUUUAUGACGAGCCACAGCAUUGGAUUAGGCAAGAGUGUAUCUCAUUACCGGUGAUCAAUCAUCCAGACCCGCAUCCCCCGGCGCAAGCGGUCCUGAUGACUCUAGCAAAGGCCGAGGAUCUGGUGGAAUGUCGGCUGAAGGAAGUAUGUGCUGGUCGGGUUACUCUUGACCGAAAACGUCUCUUUUAUAUUCAUGCUAAAUCUAUGCAUGCUCAAAGGGAGAGGUAA